Molecule: messenger RNA, 855 nt
Organism: Penicillium lagena
Lineage: Eukaryota; Fungi; Ascomycota; Eurotiomycetes; Eurotiales; Aspergillaceae
Exons: 3
Coding region: 1-855 (284 amino acids)
Source: RefSeq, a predicted model, not a curated record
AUGGUCGUACGGCCACGUCGUCAGUUUUUGGACAAACUCUUUGAUAAACCUGACCCUGACACGGCUACCGUCCGUGUGGCUGCUGGGUUAGACGGGCACGGUCUCACACAGGCCCAGGGCUCGUUGAGCGGUGUGAAUGUCUACAACGAGUUCCAACAUCUCAUAGGAUCCAGCGGAGGGGGCAACAUUGGCUCUGGUGGCUAUUAUGACUUCAAAGUCGAUCAACAUAACCUGCAGCAGGCCACCUUUGUGGAGCUGCUCGGCUCGGAUGCAAUGGCCCUCAGUAAGUCAAACUGCAUCACGAUGUCUUCUGUUCCUGAAAAGAAACAGAGAGCACUGACUUCGUUACUUUCUAGUCGUCCUGCUUGCACCUGGGUUGAUGCUGAUCAUACCAACGGCAUCAAGGCUGGUUCCAUCUUGAUUCAUAUGCCCUCGUUCUCUGGUAACCACCAACACUCGAAUAACGCAUCGAGCUAUUGCGGAUAUCCUGCUUUCAGAGCCUACCGAGACUCAGAUGGAACUGGCAGCAUCUUCAAGAGGAGUGAAAGUGCUCCAGACAGAAGACAUCAGAAAAUUGCUGCAGACUCACGUCUUGUUGUGUCCGAUAUCCCGUUCCACAGUGCCAUUGAUCUCUGCAAGGCCUCGAAAUCUCAUGGUCCGGACUUCGUUUCAACCUCUGAAGGCGUGUACUGCGACAUGGAAAGUCGCGAAGUUAUGCCCGUGUGUCGUGGUGACGUCAAACAUAACUGCUUCAAUCUUGAUCAUCAUGUCAACGAAGAGAGCCGUUCCAGUGUUGCCGAUCACUCAACAAGGAAAAGUUACUCUAAUGUCGUCAAGUGGGAUUAUGGGUUCUAA